Molecule: messenger RNA, 5888 nt
Organism: Plectropomus leopardus (leopard coralgrouper)
Lineage: Eukaryota; Metazoa; Chordata; Actinopteri; Perciformes; Serranidae
Gene: rfng
Product: RFNG O-fucosylpeptide 3-beta-N-acetylglucosaminyltransferase
Biological process (GO): pattern specification process
Cellular component (GO): Golgi membrane
Molecular function (GO): O-fucosylpeptide 3-beta-N-acetylglucosaminyltransferase activity
Source: RefSeq, a predicted model, not a curated record
GAGUUGAUGAGUUUGGUGGUUUGUGAAGUGUUUGGUGAAGUAGAAGUGGACGGCCGGCAGUGAAAGUAACUCUGUGCUGGGUCAAGUCUUCUCGAUAACUUCAUGAACGUGAAAUAAAUCGGACAGUCAGAGCGGAGCGGGCAGAGGAGGAGCUUCGGAAACUGUUGGAACAUUAAAUUUAAAGUCACGUCGGAACAAAAAGGAAGACAACGAGUCGAGCAGUGGAUCCGGUGGAUUCCGGGUGAUGGUGUGAGGAUGGGACAAGGUGGUGCUGGGAGGGACUGCAGCCCUGGAGGCUGAUGAACCCGCUCCAUCGGCCAGUCAGGAUGCACAUAGCCUCAGUGGGUGUCAGCAAGUUCUGCUUCCUGUUUUCCCUGGCAUUCUGCGGCCUCCUGCUUCUGCUCAUCCCCACCCUCCAGCCCCCAGCCCGCCAAGUGGACCUGCCUCAGCCCAGACCCCAAGUCAGACCUGCAAAGGCAGGUUCCUCACAGCAUGCUGGGGAUCCAGCAGUGUCUGCCCCUGCAGAAACAGACUCUAGCACUGAGCUACAGAGGAGCUCCGCAGGCCAGGGCAGAUCCAUCAAGACUGAAGGUAUCCGGGAGGAUCUCAGUAGUCCCAAGAGGGGCAUGGACUCCAAAAGAGGAGCUCUUCCUAAAGGAAAGGGUAGCAGACCUUCAGGGUCCAGGUCACGGGACCUAUUAGAGCUAAAGGAUAUUUUUAUUGCAGUGAAGACUACCAGGAAGUACCACAAGUCCAGACUGGAGCUGCUGAUUCAGACCUGGAUCUCCCAAGCUUUAGAACAGACCUACAUAUUUACUGAUGGGGAGGACAAGGAGCUGCGCAUGAGAACAGGAGCUAACAUCAUCAACACUAACUGCUCAGCAGCUCACACCCGACAGGCUCUGUGCUGCAAGAUGUCUGUGGAGUACGACAAAUUCAUCGAGUCCCAAAAAAAGUGGUUCUGCCACGUCGAUGAUGAUAACUACGUGAUCCUGCCCAGCCUGCUGCGGCUGCUCUCUUCCUACCACCACAGCCAGGAUGUGUACCUGGGCCGGCCCAGUCUGGAUCAUCCCAUCGAGGCUGCAGAGAGGGUCAAGAGUGAUGGAUUGGUAUCAGUCAAGUUCUGGUUUGCCACGGGCGGAGCAGGUUUCUGUAUCAGCAGAGGUCUGGCACUGAAAAUGAGCCCAUGGGCCAGUUUGGGGAAUUUCAUCAGCACAGCAGAGAAGAUCCGACUCCCGGACGACUGCACCAUCGGCUACAUCAUCGAAGCGCUGCUGGAGGUGACCCUGACACACACACACCUCUUCCACUCUCACCUGGAGAACCUACAGAAGCUGCCCACCGACACAGUGCUGGAGCAGGUGACUCUGAGCUUCGGAGGCUUUGACAACAGAAGAAAUGUGGUCAGCAUUGUAGGAGGCUUCACUCUGGCUGAGGACCCCACAAGGUUUAAGACGGUCCACUGUCUUCUGUAUCCAGACACUGACUGGUGUCCACAGCUGGAACAUCGCCGCAGACACUGACAGCCACUGUGUUUGCAUCCUGCAGCACUGAUACAUGCUGAACCUUAAUGCCACUGCCUCACCCUGCCACGUCUAGAUUGAGCUCAUGCCAUACAUCAUUUGGCUCAUGCCUGUAUCCAAAGCAGCUUCAUUUCAUGCUUCAUCAAUGCAGUGUUAACUGAAGGUUUUUUACAACCCUGAGAGGAAGAGCUUUUUUAUAUGCAACAUUAAUCUAACUCAUUAAGUCCAAUUAAAUAGGUGGAACCAAAGAAGAGCUUUUUCUGGCUGCUAUAGCAUGAGAGUAAGUAAAGCCACUAAUGGCCAGAGCCAUAUUUUUCUCCACUUGAAAUGAGCUUUUGGGAGUUGAAAGUUAACACUAAUCUCAGUUUCCCUCAACAGAAACAUAGCAGGCAUGGCCUAGUAUGGUUCAGUCUCUACUAAUCAGCAAUAAUCAGCCGAAUGGGAAAACAUGAGCGUGUCAGCAUCCUCGAUGGAAUAGUUAAAUUAAGGUGGGUUUAAAUUUACCUAAUGUUACUCCAAGGCAGGUUUACAUGCAAUCUCCAUGUCAGAAACCACAGCAUCAUCACUGCCGUGAGUUCCCUACUCUGUUUCUGAGAGCACAGAUGUUUGAUGGUUAAAUGAAAGGCCUCAGUUACCCACAAACCACUCAGUACAUUUCCAUGCACAGUUUAGCGAAGUGAUGGUUACAGCUCGAUUAGAGUUUAAUUUCACUACUGUCUUUGUCCCAGUGAACAAGCACUGGAAGGGAAUCCCUUUUUUGACAGAAGUGUGUCCGACUCCUCCACCUUUCAGCUGGUUGCAAUAAACCUAUAUUAUUUAUACAGUCUCUGAUAUAAUCUCAAUCACAGUCAUAACUGUAACAAUAACUUUGGGGUAGAAAACCGCCGCGUCACUUACAUAUAAUCAAACAGCGCUGAGCAAACUCUGCCUUCAUUGAUUAGUUUUAAGCCACCUAAAAAAAAUCAGUAUCAGUUUAAGUCUAGCCUAUGCUAUAAUUAGAAUAUUUACUGUUUUACCUUGCUGUAAGACAGCUCUUAUUGAUGGGGAUCUGAAGCUGUAAACAUAAACAUUUUGCUGCACUAAACAGCAGAGCUGCUGCUCAACCGCUGCCUCCAUCAGCUGCUGUGGAAGCUAAAGAGAUAUAUAGUGUCACUUAAACUAAGAUUGAUUUUUUUAGAUGGCUUCAAUAGGUUUGCUGCAGUCCUGUCCACAACAGGACAUCGCUUAGCUUCUUUGUUGGUGUUGUGGGACUGUUCUUUAUCAGAGGAGGGGGGUGGCUGGGGUGUGACUUUUUUUUUAACUAAAACAAAUAUAAAAUGCUUUGUCAAGUUUAUGUCCCUCACCUGAGCCAACAUUUAAAACUCAAGUCCCUCCUCAGUGCCUACAUUUUUUUUAUUGCCUGACCCAUUUUGCAGCACCCCUUCCCCCCUCAUAAGUAACAAACAGUCCCUAACUCUAACCACCGAGGGAGGAGCAUGCGCAGAAUGCCGAGUCCAGUUGAAGUCUGACUGAGGUGUUUACAUGACAGAAUAGCUCAACCUCUUAUCAAAUUAUUUGGAUGUGUGAGUCCCAUUUUGAGAAAUUAAAUAGAUUUUAGUCGGACUAACACAGUAAUAUGACUUUUUACAACAUCUUGUAAACAUACUGAGUGACUGCUAUUGUAAUGCAGUUCAUCUCUGUAUUCUUUCACCGUUGACAUGUGACCCCAAAGUCAGUAUAAAAACAUGAUUAUUUCUUUCCAUUGAGUAAUUGUUGAGGUACUUUUAAGAUUCUUUUUAAAAUCUUUUGAGAUUUUUUUUUGGUGUCAAACAUGAACUGAGGUGAUGCUUCAUAUGAAGGUUUGUGUGCUGUGUGGGCACACAUUUAUUUCAGUGUGUUGUUCUGAUGCAUUCAUAUUCUCUGCCAAAUACUUUCUUGUAUUAGCCCAUUUCCAACAGGCCUGUCUCUAGGGUUUUGCACUACCUUCAUCUUGUAACUUCCUGUAUGUUACCGACUGUAGUUAGAUAUCACAAUGUUGGUGUAAAUAUGUGUUAACUUCAUUAUGUAUUCUUUAUUUUUGUAACUUUGGAGGCAGAACUCAUUAGUGGGAGUUGGAGGAGCAAAAUAAAUCUUAACCACAGAGAAGCCCAGGAAUGACUCAAAAAAAAACAAAAAAAAAAACGGAAUUCAGUAGCUUUUUAGCACUUCUAAUUCCCUUGUCACAAAGCCAAUGGGUUUUUUGAAUGUGUUUUUGAUAGGAAGUCUGAAAUAAGGUCUGUGGUAAACUCAAGCUGAAGAGACUAUCACGUGUUGUUCUGUGACAUAAAAUACAUUAGUAUAUACCACAGUCGCAAAUUAUGAAACUUUAAUGUGUUAUCAAAAAAGGCGGUCACUAAAAGAGAAUAAAUGAGACUACAGAACAUCACCACAUCGAACUGCUCUGAGUAUAGCUUUGUAACCUUGUAGUGGUGAUGACACGACUGUGGUGUAGUUAGUUUAUUGUCUAACAUCAGCUUUUUACUUCUGGCAAUUGCAUUUAGGCUUCAAAAAUCCUGAAAGUGGUGUUAAUCUGUGAAGAUAAUCUUGCUGAUCAAAAGUUACAAGUAUCAUGAAGGUUAGUUUCCCGCAGAGCUUAUUUUUUGCAAUGAUCCAAAAUCCAAUGGAAGAAUCCCAUAGGCUCUCUGAUGAGGGAAACAGGGCUAACUUCUGCGUCGGCCUACAGAAAAACGUCAUCCGUGAAGGACUCUAUUGCCAUUAAAUUUGAUGCAGAUACUCAUUUUCAUCAUAGGGUACAGCUAAUAUUCAAAGUGACCUAGUUUCCUUUUGACCACUUUGAUCCAUGAGAAAGUAUCACUGCAAAAUAAUGCCCUUUCAAUUUUAACUUUUUUAGAUGAGCAUUCUUUUGCUCAAAAUAAGCCAAUGUGGCAGUAAGUCAUUUUCAGUAGAUUUUUCUUGACGUGACAGUGAACCCAAAUUUUUUUUUCCUCUUACCUGUAGUGCUGUUCAUCAAUCUAGAUAUCUUUGGUGUGAGUUGUUGACUGUUGGUGAUAUCGACCUUAUAAAUGUUCAGCACAUUCUCAUUCCAAUUUAUAACAUAUUGCAGUGGACUUCCACGUCUACAUAUUUUGUUUUAGGUAUCUUUCUGCGUCUGCUCUUUACUUUCUGGGAUGCUGCUGCUGUGAUUUUAACACAAGCACAUGGGGGGAUCACACUGCGCAUGGUUACAUUUAGACAAAAAAAGCACAUGGCAACCAAGGCUGAGAUGUCAACAAACACACAUGAUGGCACGGACCGUUAGGAUUAGGUGAAGGAGGCACAUGGUAAGGAACAUUACAAUGUUACCAGUAGCAUUUCAACCUAAAGCCAUCUUGCCACAUUUCAUGCAGACGCAGCAGGUGCCAUCCACCAGUGUACAAUAACAUAGUGCCCGGUUCUGUUUGGCCAUGUUCUCAGCUGGUUCCGCUCAGCAGCAAUUCAUGCAUAUGCAUAAAGGUGGCUUUUGCGAUCUUGCGCCAAAAGCACUGUCAAAACGGCAGAUUUUGAGUUCUGAAAGGGAACCGGCUGAGAUGCCUUCUCUCCGAUACAAUUGAACUAGAUGUCACUCAGCUUUUUGUGCUCAAAGUGCCAAAAAAAUAUAUUUGAAAAACACAGCAAUGUCUCUUUCUACACCCGCCAAUCAUAUAGCAGUGCAGAGGGAAGCGUGCAUCUAUUCAUGGAUGACAUGAAUUGAUCUUCCACAUCUGACCUGUAAUGUUAGCUAGCUUAGUGAUGUUAGAUCAGCCAGCAGCAGAUGCACGCUUCCUGCUGUGUGGUGAUCAGGUUGCCAGGUGUACUUCAAUAUAAUAUUGUAGAAUGUUCAAAUGUCAUGUUCAGUGCUCAUCUAAGUACAGCCUCACAUUGAAUGCUUAGUUUUGUUUCCACCAAAGUAAUAUUACACUGAAAUCCAGUGAAAGUUAAGAGGCUUUCUCUAAAAAUUAACAGAUACUGUAGUUUUUUAGCAUGCCAGUUAAUCUGCUGAUGGUCUGCAUUUUAACUUUUCACAAUGAGAUGGCAAAGAAGUCCUCAUUUUCUUAAAUAUCAAGAUCCGUUUUUGGACUCUAAUAACAUGGUUCUUUGGCUCCAUCCACUGCAUUGAUACCAGCCUGCGACAGCAUUUUUGCCUGUAAACAGUAUUUGUAACAGUAACAGUAUUUCUGCCUGUAAACUGUAUUUGUGUAAAACACUUGUCUACCUUUUUGCACACAAGACUAAAAUCCAAAAUCCAGAGCAUGUGUUCCACUGCAGGUCAGUGGCUGAGAGAGAGAAAGCAAGUGUUUUUGUAAAGCCGUCGCCGCUUAUGUAUUAUUGUGUUGUUUUUAAAUAGCAAUAAAACCUUUCUGCAUUGUG